Molecule: messenger RNA, 2250 nt
Organism: Penicillium macrosclerotiorum
Lineage: Eukaryota; Fungi; Ascomycota; Eurotiomycetes; Eurotiales; Aspergillaceae
Product: SH3 domain-containing protein
Exons: 5
Coding region: 1-2250 (749 amino acids)
Biological process (GO): establishment or maintenance of actin cytoskeleton polarity
Cellular component (GO): cell tip; microtubule cytoskeleton
Molecular function (GO): protein binding
Source: RefSeq, a predicted model, not a curated record
AUGACUAGGCCCCAAAUGAUUCGAGCUGAUACCUUGGAUCUCCAAGAUCACGAAACCCCGUCCGCCAAAGAUCACACCAAGCAACCAGAGCACCCUACACCCCUUGGGGGCGGCCGGCCUGCCCCCCACCAGGAAUUAUCCAUUCGUCAUGCAGACCAGGAUACUAAAUCGGAGAUAUCAAACGGACCCGGUGCCGACGGUAGCCAUGAGUAUCAAAAUGGGGACAUGUACGACGACCCAGAAGAGAUAGAUGGGGACGUAGGACGGAACGGGCACUACGAUCAUGAAGACGGGGAUCUGGCAGAUGGCGAAAGUGAUGAUCUCCUUGAUGAUGACUUGAUGGAUAAAAUAUCCAGCUCUCCCUCGAUCGAUGACGAGGAUAUCGACUUCGAGUUUGUCUACGCGCUUCACAAUUUCGUGGCAACAGUCGACGGUCAGGCAAAUGCUGCCAAAGGAGAUACCAUGGUGCUUCUAGAUGACAGUAACAGCUAUUGGUGGCUUGUGCGAGUUGUCAAAGACGGAAGUAUCGGCUAUCUCCCAGCGGAACACAUCGAAACCCCUACUGAACGCCUUGCCCGAUUAAACAAACACCGAAACGUCGAUCUGUCUGCGACAAUGUUAGGCGAUAAUUCAGAAAAGUCCAAGAACCCUCUGAAGAAAGCCAUGCGAAGGCGCAAUGCCAAAACUGUCAAUUUUGCUGCUCCUACAUACAUUGAAGCAUCCGAUGUCGAAUAUUCUACGGAUGAGGAGGACGAACAUGGUGAUUUUUUCAACGAUGACGAAACAGUCGAGUCGGAAGAUGGUGACGCCCAGGAGCAGAAUGAAGACAUUGUUGUAGAACCUUUGCGUCCCAAGGUGCAGAAAGACAAGCCUACAGAGCAGGCAGAGGGCGCUAGCUCCCCGGAAAAACAAGAAUCAGAUCGAGCGAUAUCUGACCCACGGCGGUCAAGCGAGGAGUUCUUUGAUCCUGAAGAGCCCACUGUCAGUAGAUCCAGAAAUGGUACUGUGCGGAACACGGAUUCUUUCUUCAAGGAUGACACUGCCGAGCCAAAGAAGAUUUCACUUACGCCCAAUCUGCUGCGUGACGAAUCCAGCAGCACUACUUUGACGAACGAUUGGAAAGAUGGUCGUGGAUCUUUCGAAAGCAUCGACAAAGCUACUGGGUCCCAGGACAAAGUUAAAGACGACAAAAAACGCAAGGAUAAAAAACCAGGGAUGCUUAGUGGUCUCUUCAAGCGUAAAGAUAAGAAGACCAGAUCCGCCGAUGAUGACUUUGAGGAAGCAGAAAAGUCCCCGGCGGAGUCUGCAUUCCGUGCUUCGCCUCAGCCAAAGGCAUCUUUGGAGUCUGUGUCACCAGAACAACCACGAACUGUCAAGCCACAGCGGCAAACUAGUAACAAGCUUCAGAAACAACCCCCAACCACCGCAAGUCCUACCGCAACCAAAACAGACGGAUCUUCUGAUUCCGUGAACGCAGACUUGAUCAUGGAAAGGGAGAUUACAGUCAGAAGCCAAUCUGAACAAUCAAUUCGUCGGGUAACUUCCCAAGAUACCGAAAGCAUUGGGGAUGGAGCUGUAGCAUCCCCUGUUGGCCAACUUAACCCUUCCAAAGACUCAUUCGCAUCCGUUGGUUCUCGAGACCCUUUCGCUUCUCCCGAUGAGCAGCUAUCCAGCGAAGCACAGUGGCGAGGCCCGUACGACUCGUCUGAAAAAAUCUCUAAUGUUCAACCAUCCGUGAUGUCUCCUCCCCAAAGGUUCAACCCGAAGGUGGUGACCGAUCACUACGACCGCGCAUCGGUAUCCCCCAUCGACUUCGACCAGGAAGGAGAUCAUAUCCCUAUUGCAGCGCCUGGAUUGACCAAGGAGACAAUCCAGCGAGCACAAUCCAUCUCCCCACCAUCCUCUCCAUCAUCUCCUGACACUGAUGCCAACUAUAUGAAGGGAGGUAGCGAAGCUACCCCCGGUUCCCUGGACACCCUUUCAGUGGACACUCCAACUUGGAGCGAUGCCAGCCUACGAUCAUAUAUGGAUGAAGAAAAUGACAUUCGCGAUCUUUUCAUUAUUGUCCACGAUAAAUCCAAUAUCCCCCCUGCGGGCCCCGAACAUCCUGUCACUGGACGACUUUUCAAAGAGGAGAGCAAGCGGUUGAAAGAGAUGAACAAUCAGCUUGACGAGAUGCUUGUCAGCUGGAUGUCCCAGCGGACAAAACACUCUAGUACCAUACAAAACAUGCAGAGCCCAACUUCUUAA